Mytilus californianus (California mussel) is the source of this 10443-nucleotide messenger RNA. RefSeq lists its product as uncharacterized. The record is from RefSeq and is a predicted model, not a curated record. NCBI's taxonomy places the organism in Eukaryota, Metazoa, Mollusca, Bivalvia, Mytilida, Mytilidae. The coding region runs from base 233 to 2545 and encodes 770 amino acids. The transcript is spliced from 9 exons.
GUACUCGUGAAUAAUAGAUAACUUCCUGUUUUGAAAGGUGAAAUUCUUGUAUACUGAUGAAUGUUUGGACAUUUGUGAAUGAACAUGAACGGAAUACCUGGGGGUAUGAUGACUAAUUAAGUCAAACUGGUGUUUAAACAUAUUGAUUAUAAAGUAUUGAUGUUUUGAAAAGGAUAUGUAUAAAUAAGCUUUUGAAACUAGAGUGCCAAAAAUGUAAAAUUUGUAUGUGAAAAUGACUGUUGCUGUGACAACAAGUUUGUUGUCCCAGUCGACUGCUGUAGCUGUUGGUGGUUUGGUUUCCUGUAUUGUACUGUUUGUACUGGUUCUACUUUGUGUUUGUGGAGACAGUGACAAAAGGAAAGAAGAUGAAAUAGCAGAUAUUGGCAAAAGUGUAGGUGGUACUUUUAUAAAAAAUGAAUCGUUGGACCCACACAGUGUAGUUAUAAAUGUUGAGAAUGAGGUACAGCCAGUAGAGAAUGGUCAUUUACCACCAGAACCUGGGUCAAGAAGCUCCUACAGAAGUUCUGGGUCUUCACCUCAGCCUGGUGGACAAAGGGAAUUGCCAGCGCCACCUACAUCCUCUUUAAAUUCAUCCCUCAAAACACCAGAAGAUGAUGAGGAGGAAGAUGCAGAUUAUGAUCAUCUUACUACAUCUAAAAGUUCAGCAAAGCGUGCCUCAAAUUAUGACCACAUUAAGAUGUCUGCCGAGGGAAAAGUUCUAGUAGAAGAACAUAAAACCCCAGAACAUUUUUACAGUGAAGUGAAAUCCAAGAAAGAGAAAGCCAAUGUGAUAAUUGAUCGGCCAUUAUCUAGUGCUAAUACAUGUGCUGAAGAUGAAGAAGGAGAUUAUGAUACUCUAAAUGAAGGAAGUGAUGGCUCAAUGGCUGAGGUCAAAAGAGUGUCAGUUGUUAAGGUUAAAUUGGUUGAGGAUCCAUAUGCAAAAUUGAAAGAAGAAGGUUCUGGUGGAAGCUUUACUGACAUUGAUCCUUAUUCAAAGGUCAAGGACGAUCCUUACUCAAAGUUUAAAGAUGACUUUGAAUCAGAUUCAGGUCAAAGUUUUAAUCCAUAUUCCAAAGUAAAGGAUGACCCUUAUUCCAAAGUUAAAGAGGAUCCUUAUUCCAAAGUAAAAGACGAUCCUUAUUCAAAAGUAAAGGAUGACCCUCAAUAUUCUGGAGUCAAAGAUUAUGACCCCUAUAAUAGGGUUGAUGAUGAUAUAGAUUCACUAGCCAAUAGUCAGAUUGAGGAUCCGUAUAAUAAAGUGAAUGAAAAAGACAUGGAAAGUGGUGCUUCAGGAACAUCUACAGUUAUUGAUGCAUAUGCAUCAGUGGAACCAAGGUCUACAAGAACUAAUCAAGUCACAAGAAUAAAUGUUACAAAAAGUGCAAAUAUAUCACACGAUGGAACAGAGUUUAAUGUUGUGGAAAAUACAACAAAUGAAUAUGCUGUGGUGAUGAAGUCGAGGUCUGACACAACACCCACACCUACUUCACAACAUCCAUUUACUUUCCAGUCCCAGGAAACUGAUCCUUACAUGUUACCACCAGAACCUCCAAGAAGAUAUAAUGAGUAUGCUGAGCCUGAUGAUGCUAUACUUGGAGGAGCAGGGUCACAAAGGUCAUCAGUUCAAGUAGAUUCACCGAGGUCAUCACUGGUGCAGAUAAGUUCACAAAGGUCCUCACUGGUGCAAAUAGGUUCACAAAGGUCAUCAUUAGUACAGAGUGAUUUGACAUCACCAGAUCAAGCAGUGACAGCUGGUGCAGGUGCUGCAGGAGUGACACAGCAGACAACACAGAAAAGAGAACCACCAUAUCACAAGAUAACAGCUAGAGAAUCCUUAGCUAGUAUCAACCAAAGAUUGGCCAGAAAUACUUACGAAACUGUAGCAGAAACGGUGGCUGAUCUACAGGGAGAAGCUGCAACUUUACCAUUAUUGGAAAACUUCUACGCAACAGUUGAGGGUGGCUCUGGAGAUGGUGUUGUUACUAAUCAAGGUAACCAUGGUAGCAGAAAUAGAUUAAAUCAGUCUCCAAUUAUGGACCAUUAUGCUGAAAUAGGUGCCACAGGAGGACGCUCUCAUAAUGUUCCUGCACCUCCAUCUCUGGACAGUUUACACAUUAUGACCAAAUCAGCUGAUGGAAGACUACCAAAUGGAGCUGGCUCACCUGUAGAAAUGGAGAGUAACUCUAAUCACAGAAGAACCUUGUCUAACCAGGAGACCAUAACUCUUGAUCCUAAUUACCAGACUGUGAGAGACUGUAUUUCUGACAUGGCAGCUUCAUCAGAUCCUAAUUAUGAAAGUGUUCAAGAGGCAGAAUCAAGAAGACCUUUUAGUAUUGUGACAAAACAAAAUGGAACCAAGUUAAUUAGGGACCACUUUUAUGAGGAAGUCAAGCCUGCAAGUGAAGCAGACAACGUGAAAAAAAGAGUUCUGAGGAGUCAUAUGUAUGAAGACAUUGAUGAUGUUAAGGAGCAAAAGAAACAAUUGAAAAAAAAUCCCAAACCUGAUGAUGUAUGGAAAAGAAGAUCUGAUGCAGAAAAUAAUUAAUUGUAUUUAUUUUAAAAAAUAUAAUCAAUUUAACAUUUAACAAAAACUAGUAUAUUAUAAAGAAAUUUAUGGUUGUUUGAGUAAAUAUUUGGUUUUCACAUUUAACAUUUAUAUUUAUUUUGUUGUUGAACAAUGUGUUUGUAUAUUUAAGUAUUUUCGGUAAAGUAUAAGGAUAUUAAAAAAAACUGACAAAUUUGUUUUCUUGAAGAAUAUUAUACUUCUUUGAAAUAGGUUAUGUUAAAUCAAGUUGCUGGGUAGUUAAUAAACUUUGUAUGAUAACCCUCUUAUAGUGUAACAUUCCAUUCACAAUGAUCAUAACUUCUUUCUCUCCAGAGGACAACUUUGUUAUUUGAAGUGACAGUGGACUGUUUGCCAUAAAUUGGGAUUUUUUUUUUGUUAUACAUUAGAUAAUAUUUUGCUGUGCAGUAUAAGCAAUAUGGUUUUGUAUUUAUAAAGGUUGAAAAUUUAUUAUUUAAUUUUUCCUUGAAUUUUAAAAAGUAAUUUUUGUUUAUAUACUUCUUUUUUUAAUAGUUGGUAGUGUUGACAAUUUAUGCUUAAGAUUUGAGUUAUAUCAUUUAGACAGAACUUCAAGGUUGACUGUAAAAUUUAAAAAGUCUCUGAAUCAGAUAUUUUUAUAUUUCUAUUGGAAAGAAACAAGUCCUGGGAUCUUCUAGAUUUUUAAUAAAUGACCCUGUUAGGUAUAUAUAUAUAUAUAUGAGAGAAUGGAGUUAUUUUUUGUGCAUAAAUGCAAAGGCUUUAUGUUCAACAAUCCUUUUUGUUAUGCAAUUCUUAACACCCUUGUCCUGUGGUCUUAGGUGGACAUUGAAAAUGAUCAAAUCACCUUUUUUUUAAACAUUGCAUAAAAGUUAUAACUGAAAAUAUUUGGUUCCUUCAGAAUAUUAGUACAGUAGAUCAAAAUCCAUUUAGACUUACAAGGUUAAGUGUUAUCUGUGAAAAUUUGAUUUUGAAUACAGAUAUUUAAGUUUUUCUAACUGUCAUAUUCACUUAUAACAUGUGUAACAUUGGUUGUUACUUGUGAUAUUUGUUGUUAUUUUUCAAUGUCAUUGCAUCAUCUAUUUAUUUAAAAUUACAUAGGCUAUUCAGACUAUGGUAAAAUGUUGUUUAAGUCCUGUGGGAAUAUGUUUAUUUCAUUUUUAUUUAAGAACAAAAUUGUUUAGGAAGUAUAGAAACUGCAGGUUUAAAUUGAUUGGGUCUGUUUGAUAAUUUGAUGUAGUUAGGGGUGUUUUGAAAAACUUAAAUUAUAAUUUGAUGGAUGGUAGUUUAAAUGAUAAUUUAGCUUAAAAAUAAUGUAGAAUUCAAAAAAAAAAAUAUCUUGAGAAGUUAUGUUUAUUUAAAAUAGUGCUUCUUUACCCUUAAAACUUAUUCAGGAAUGGAAUUGCUCUUUCAAAAUCGAUAUUUAUUUUGUUGGUAUCUACACAAAAUGAUCAGACUGUCUAUAUGGUAAUUAAAUAAAGUACUUUAAAAUUUAGAAGAAAAAAAAACCAGAAUGUAAAGAAAAUUUGGACAUCCAAUCUACUUCAUUUAAAAAGUAGAAUUUUGCAAAAAUGUAGUAAAAGUGUAGUAUGGGAGAAUAUAUUUACUUGUUUAAUCAUUGUAUUUAAAACAUAGAAAAAAAUAAAUAAAUCAUGUUAAAAUUUUAAAAAUAUGACUUAUCUAACAUUUUGAAUUGGAUGUAGCUUUGUGUCAUUUGGCAUUUCAUAUGUGCCCCCAAAAAGUUUUGUGCCACAAACCAUAUUUCGUUUGUGCCAAUUGUACAGGUAAAGAAUAAUCGGUUUUCAGAAAUUUUACAAGAUGCUUUUCAAACUCUUUUUUUUUCAUAGCUGAGAUUAUGUUUCCUGCUGUACAACAUGGUUGUGUUCAUUUUAUUAUUUUACUUUGUAAGUUGUUUUUUUUCUUACAUUUAUAAGACUUGUCUCCAUUCUUCAAUACAAUGUAUGUGUGAUCAUACCAGAUUAAGGAUAUAUUUCUCUGUUUGUCUCAGAUUGAAUUAUGUUCAUCUUGUCUCCUCUUACAUGCCAACAAAUUUAUAAGUGACUUUCAGUUUUGUAUGACAAAUGGACAUGAACUCAUUUAAAUACCCAGGGGGAUGCUAUGUAUAUAAAAACUAUAAGAUAUUUGGGACACUGAUUACAUUAAAUCUCUAAUCUUCAUUUAUAUUUAUACCCAAAAAAUGGCUCAAAAUAAGUAUUUACUUUUGGCACAACUGAAAUAUAACCUUGUGGCACAAAUGAAAUACUGCAUUUCAAUUUUUUUUUUAUAUUUUUGAUGACCAAUGUUCACAGUGUAUUUCAUAUCCUGGUUGCAUCUUCUGUAUUUUUUACAUCAAUAUUUUCAAUGAUUUUAGUUUUUUGCAUAAUAAGUUGUUUUUUGUUUUAUAAGUCUUUUACAAAUGUAAUAUAUUUUUUUUUGGUAAUUUUUUAUGCAUUAAUUUUUUUCUAUGGGAUUCUUUGAUUUACUUUAAAAUCUUUUAUUUUUAUAUUUGAAUAACAUCUUCUCAUUGACAAAUAUUUGAAACAUCACAGGCUGUACUUUUUCUGUGAGACAUAACAAUUUUCUCUUUCCUUUUUUUUAAUACUUUAAAAAUUUUGAUAGUUUCAUGGGAAAUACAAUCAAUUAAUCUUUCCUUAUUUAUUAUGAUAGUGUGGUUAUGAUUUUAAUACUGUAAUAACAUGAUAAAAAUGAAUUUCUUGCUAACUGAAAAAAGUAUUGGUUGUUAAAUCAUAUAGGGGAGAUAAUUCAACUAUUCAUUUUGAAUGUAAAUAUUUUAAGAUUUGGUAUACAUGUACAAAGUCUAUUCAAUAAAUACUGACCUUGGACAGUUUUAGCCCAAUUUGAUAAUAUUGCUUUCAUUUAUUUUAGACAUCUAUUGCAACUUUUGCAAUGACUGAAUGUUGUGAGCAUUGGAUUAACUGAUGAACUUGUAUUUGUAAUGUUGGACUUUAAUUUACUCCUAACUGGUUUCAACUACCACUGGUUGGAGCAGUCUUUUGUCAUUGUUUAGAGUGUGUAAUGAUGUAGAUUCAAUAGUUACAAGUCAUAAGGAAAUAUUUUGUCAGUACAAAUAAAGAGGAUGUGGUAUGAUUGCUAAUGGGACAACUCUCCACCAGACACAUAAUGACGUAGAAGGUUAGCAACUAUAGGUCACCUUACAGCCUUCAACAACAGCAAAGUUAUGGAGGAAUAAUAUUUUUUGUCAUGCCACACUUUUUUGAUCGUUAUAAAGUCCGUGAUAUUCUCAACCUAUAGUUUUUAUACGACCGCAAAAAUUAAAAAUUUUUUGGUCGUAUAUUGGUAUGACGUUGGCGUCGUCGUCGUCGUUGUCGUCGUCGUCGUCGUCUGGCGUCGUCCGGCGUCGUCCGAAGACACAUUGGUUUUCGCACUCUAACUUUAGUUAAAGUGAAUGGAUCUCCAUGAAAUUUUACCAUAAGGUUCAAUACCACGAAAGGAAGGUUGGGAUUGAUUUUGGGGGUUAUGGUACCAUCAGUUAAGGAAUUAAGGGCCAAAAAGGGGCCAAAAAUAAGCAUUUUUGUAACUUCCAGACAAUAACUUGUGUGUAAGUGUAUGGAUCUCUCUGACAUUGUACCACAAGGUUCCAUAUCACAAAGGAAAGGCUGUAAUUGAUUUUGGGGGUAAUUGCCUCAAAAUUUAAGGAAUUAGGGGCCAAAAAAGGGCCAAAAAACAAGCAUUUUUCUAGUUUCAUGACAAUAACUUGUGUGUAAGUGUUUGGAUAUUUCUGAAAUUGUACUACAAGGUUCCAUAUCACAAAGGGAAAGCUGGAAUUGAGUUUGGGGGUAAUUGCCUCCAAUUUUAGGAAUUGGGGGCCAAAAAGGGGCCAAAAAUAAGCAUUUUUCUAGUUUCCAGACAAUAACUUGUGUUCAAGUGUAUGGAUCUCUCUGAAAUUGUACUGCAAGGUACCAUACCACAAAGGGAAGGCUGGGAUUGAGUUUGGGGGUGAUGAAUCAUAAGGGGGUUCAAAAAAUUUUGGGGGGGGGAUUUUUUUUUACUUUUUUUUUCUUUUUUUCCUUUUUUUUUCUUUUAAAAUUUUCCAUUUUAAGUUGGUUAUUUCUGAUUAAUAUUUAAAAGCAAAUAAUAAUGAUAUGGUAGGAGAUACACACCAAACAGGAUGUGUAAAUUAUUAUAUAAUAAGUAUUGUGCAAUAGCAAGAAAUUUUCAAUUGCACAGUAUUGCACAAUAGCAAGAAAUCUUCAAUUGCACAGUAUUGCGCAAUAGCAAGAAAUCUUCAAUUGCACAGUAUUGCGCAAUAGCAAGAAAUAUCCAAUAGCACAAUAUUGCGCAAUAGCAAGAAAUUGUCAAUUGUACAGUAUUGCGCAAUAGCAAGAAAUAUUCAAUUGCACAGUAUUAUGCAAAAGAAGAUACUUCGUAUAAAUUGCUUAUUUCUUGAUCAAUUUCAAUGGGUUUUUAUUCUUGAAUUCUUGGGGUUCUUUAAUAUGCUGAAUCUAACCGUGUAUUAAAUUUUUGGAUUUUGGGCCCCGUUUUUAAAUUGGUCCACAUUGAGGUCCAAAGGGUCCAAAAUUUAACUUUGUUUGAUUUCAUCAAAAAUUGAAUUAUUGGGGUUCUUUGAUAUGCCGAAUCAAACCGUGUAUUUAGAUUCUUAAUUUUUGGUUCCGUUUUCAAAUUGGUCUACAUUAAGGUCCAAAGGGUCCAAAAUUAAACUUAGUUUGAUUUUAACAAAAAUUGAAUUUUUAGGGUUCUUUGAUAUGCUGAAUCUAAACAUGUAUUUAGAUUUUUGAUUAUGGGCCCAGUUUUCAAGUUGGUCCAAAUCGGGGUCCAAAAUUAAACUUUGUUUGAUUUCAACAAAAAUUGAAUAUAUGGGGUUCUUUGAUAUGCUGAAUUUAACCAUGUAUUUAGAUUUUUGAUUUUUGGGCCCCGUUAUCAACUUUGUCCACAUUGAGGUCAGAAGGGUCCAAAAUUAAACUUUGUUUGAUUUCAUCAAAAAUUGAAUUCUUGGGGUUCUUUGAUAUGCUGAAUCUAACCAUGUAUUUAGAUUUUGGAUAUUGGACCAUAAUAGGUGAAUGUCCAAUUUAAAAUUUUUAAGUUCUUAGACCACAUUCAUUCUGUGUCAGAAACCUAUGCUGUGUCAAAUAUUUAAUCACAAUCCAAAUUCAGAGCUGUAUCAAGCUUGAAUGUUGUGUCCAUACUUGCCCCAACUGUUCAGGGUUCGACCUCUGCGGUCGUAUCAAGCUGCGCCCUGCGGAGCAUUUUAUUGUAUGAUAAAAUGAAUUGCAAUGAAUUUUUAUUGACAUCACCGGUGGUUUAAACAAUUCUUAAAUGGUUAUAAGAACGAUUUAUUUGUAUUUAUGACAUGGUAGUUUUUAUUAAAAACAAUAUGUUCAACAAAUAAAUCAUAUUCUACAAAAUGUGACAAUGAUUAGUCUGUACUAUGUCCAGUUCUACAAACUGUUUAUACCAACAUUUAUAUAAUAUAAGUUUAUUUUGCACAAUAUUUUUGAAUAUGUCAUAAGGUCUACAAUUGUAAAUCUUAAGACUUAAAAGUAUGUAAUUCUCUGUUAUAGUAAAUUUUGAAAUUACUGCUUGUAUUUAUUGUUGGAACUGUUCAGUGAACAAAAAUGUAAGACUAUUGACAAUUAAAAUUUAAAAUGCCAGUUUUGAUUUGUGUGAUACUAAUUCUUAAGCAUGUUUUGCAUCUAAUAUAAAAAAAAUCAGAAUUAUUUCUAAAAAUAACCUGAAAUAUUGGCAUUUUAUAAUGACCUUUUAUUUGUAUUGAGUAAGGCACCAUAAAGUAUUUUUUAUACCAUUUAUAUGGACAUUUUAUUGAAAUCUUCAUGAAUCCCUAAGAUUACUUAUCAAAAUGAAAACCUAUUACGGAAAUUUAAUUAAAGAUAAUAUUAAUGUACAUUUCCAUGAAUCAUUAGUAGUGAAGAUUAAAAUACUGGACAACUACAGUUCUCUGCGACUACAAAAAAUCAUCAGGAAAUCAUGCAGCAUUUAUGCUAUCUUCUACAAAAAAAGCUGUUUUAUUGAAAAAUGCAUUCCAACCGAAGCAACAAACUAAAAUCAUGUCCAGAAAAGAAUCUAUUAGAAUUUUGUUAUAUAUGGCUACUUUUAAGUGCCUUCCUGGAGAUCCAAGUAUUUUUUUAAUGGGACACUUGGCAUCAUUUGAUCUUCCCUAUUUUAUAGCAGCAAAUUUUCAACUAGCCUAAAACACUCAGCUAUUACUAGUUGCUUGAGAUAGUACCUAGUGAUUUUGUUUGAAAGUUGUAUAAGAUCCAAAUUUUUGGCCAAAAAAUCAAUUUAAUUGACUCAGUAAAAAAAUGGCCAGAAAAGUCAGAAUAUGAAAUAAAUCAAAUUUUGUUGAUAAGCUAAGAAUUAAAUAUUAUCAUAUUUAUGAUUUGUAUCAAAGUAGUUAAUUAUAGAUCUGUCAGUUUUGUCUAAACUGGAUUGUAGAAAUUAUCAAGUUUUCAAUUUGUGCAACUUAAAAAUAACAUUAUAAAUGAAAUGGCCUCCACUAAGAACAAACCGUUUUUUUUUUGUCAUUUAGUGAGAUGGGAAGAUGACAGUUCAAAGGUAAUGCUGCAACCAUAAAACAUUGAUUAACAAAAAUCCAAAUUUUUAUAUAGUAGAAUUAGAUUUACUACUUUCCAUGGUCAAGUAAAAAAUUUAUAUCUUGGAUAUAUAACACUUUGUUUUUUACGGAUAAAUACGGAUAUAUUAACACUUUGCAAUGAUUCAAUUUUAGCAUGGUUUAUUUUGUUUCUGAUACAAAAUAAGUUCUUUGUUCUGAUCUGUGUUGUCAAGUUUUUCAUAAAGUUGAACCUAUGGCUAGUGAUUAUUGAUAAUUUAAAUACCUACUUUAGAGUUGCCAUGGAUGAAUGUAAAGUGCAAUAACCAGCAUCUACACAUAUGUAUUGCUUUAAGUAAGAAAUAGAUAGAAUUGUAUCUAGAGUUAAUGUUGUGACAAACUUAAUGCAUCUGUAAUUAAUUAAUGUUUGGUUUCAAUUUUAACCAGACAUGGUAGUUUUAUUUAUUUAUUUGUAGUUUUAGUAUUGUAUUUAUAAAUGUUCAUUGAAAAUGAAUUCAUAGUUGUUUUUUAUUGAAAUUAUUUUGUUGAUUUGGGUUGUUUGUUUUUUUUCGUUAGCUGACCAACCAUUAAAUAAAUCAUUUUAUAAGAAUGUAACUUAUCUUAGUUUUUUAAGUUUUCAUUUCAAGUAAAAAAAGAAAGUCUCUCUGAUUAUGUCUGUAUACAUCUCAUAGCUUUGGUAACCAGAUGUUAUGGUCAAAAAAAUAGUUUUUAAUGCUUUUAAAAAAUAAUUAUAUGUAUGUACAUAAUGUAUAUAUACAUAUUUUGUUAAAUAUUACGUUUUAUAAUGGGAGAUAACUCCAAAUGUCCUGUACAAUUAGCUGUUGACAGGUACUGAAGAGUGACACCCACCACAGUCAUUUGGUCCAAUAGGAUUUAUUUCAUAAAUAUUAUAAACAGUUCAAAGUUCUUCAAUGGUUUAGCUUCAUUUGGCAUUGUAAAACUUAAUAGUUAUAUUGGAAUUUAUGAAUUUGUAUUUUUGUUUUUUUUAUUUUUUGUUGUUUUUUUUAAAUAGAGUUCACAUUUUGUAUUUGAAAAAAAAGUUCUUGACCUAUUCCUGAUGAUGUGAGGCAAGUUGUUUUGGAUUUCCAAGGUGUAUUGAUAGAUCUAUUGCAAUACAAUGUUUGUAGACAGUCUUUUUAGUGUUUUAGCUUUACAUAUCAAUAAGUUCCUAUUUAUACAAUUAUGUUCAUUUUCCAUUAAUCAGAAUUUCAUUCAUAAGAAUAGAUUGAUAUUAUUGAGAAUAUCAUUAUUGUUAUCAGUCUUUAAUUGAUGUAAUCCAGGAAUAAAACUGAAUAAAACACAAAUUUUGAUAGUA